Lactuca saligna is the source of this 2447-nucleotide messenger RNA. Lineage: Eukaryota; Viridiplantae; Streptophyta; Magnoliopsida; Asterales; Asteraceae. The record is from the annotation of a GenBank genome assembly.
AUGAUUAUCUUCGACCUUCGUGUCGAUGGAAACAAUACUGUUCACCAGGGUGAAGUAAUAAACGAUAAUGGAACAAAGAAAUGUUAUUGGGGCCGAUCUUGCAUAACGGUGAUUAAUUGGUACGAAACACUCCAUUUUGGAGUGAAGUUGAUCAGAUUUGAAUCUCACAGUUAUUUAUCGGUAAAUAUGUUUGACCCAUUUGGCGAUGGAAAGGAAUCUCAAUCCUCCACCUCCUCCUCUGUUGAAUGGUCACAACCAUGCCAUCACUUUGAAUUUCCUGAGAUUUUGUUAGCAACCGAUAACUUUGAUGAAUCAUUAGUAAUCGGGCAAGGGGGUUUUGGAAAAGUUUACAAAGGAAAUGUUAUCAUUGGAUCUAGUCUUGUCGUUGCUGCCAUUAAACGGUUGGAUUCCAUGUCCACCCAAGGGGAAGAAGAAUUCUGGGCUGAAGUUCAGAUGCUUUCCAAGUUGCGUCACUGUCAUCUGGUGUCUUUAUUUGGUUAUUGCAAUUAUAAAGAAGAAAAGAUCCUCGUGUAUGAAUACAUGCCCAAUGGAACACUGGAAAACCACAUCCACAAACUUCAAACCCCUCUUUCAUGGGUUCAACGACUCAAGAUAUGCAUAGGUGCUGCUCGUGGGUUAGACUACCUACACACUGGCACCGGGAUUGAGUCGGGUGUUAUACAUCGUGAUGUCAAGAGCUCCAAUAUCUUAUUACAUGAAAGCUGGGCAGCUAAAAUUUCAGAUUUUGGAUUGUCUAAAAUAGGCCCAACAAAUCAGCCGUCUACUUAUGUCAACACACUUGUAAAAGGAACUUUUGGGUAUUUCGAUCCAAAUUAUUUCACAACUGGAAAGCUAACUAGGAAGUCCGAUGUGUACGCUUUUGGUGUGGUACUGUUGGAAAUACUAUGUCGGAAGCGGGCAGUGGAUAGAAGUCUUGAUGAGGAGCAAUGGGGUUUAGUGACGUGGGCUCAAGAUUCUAUCAAAGAGGGGAAUCUAAAGAAUAUAAUUGAUUAUGAUAUAAGGGGUCAAAUAUCAACAAAAUGUUUGAAAGAGUUUGUUCAAAUUGUAGAGAGAUGUUUGCUCAACAAUCCAAAACAUCGCCCCACAAUGGCCGAGGUUGUGGUCAGUCUUGAUUCUAUACUGACCUUACAAGAGAAAAGCAAUAGUUCCUUGCAGGCUGCCGGCAAAACAAUAUUUGGAAGAAUGCUUGAUAGGUUUGCCUCCCCCUCCAAUAGAGAGAACUCUGCCCAUGGUGAUUCAAAGUUAUCAAGUAAUAGCAAGUCUAAGAGUAGAAAUGCUGGUGAUACUAUGGAGGCUAACAAUUCCAUAAUUCAUGUUCCAAGUUUGAAACUGUUUAAGUUUGCUGAUUUAAAAAGGGCAACAAGAAACUUUAAUCAAGAUUUGCUCUUGGGUAAUGGAGGUUUUGGACAUAUAUUCUUGUGUUGGGUUGACAAGAACACAUUUGCACCUUCAACAAAGGGGCUUGGGAUUGCUAUUGUAGUUAAAAGAUACAACAAAGCUCGUCGACCUAGCCAUAGUGUGAUAACCGUUUUAGGAUCGUUGGCUCAUCCAAAUAUUAUUAGUCUCUUGGGAUAUUGUGAUGAUAAGAAAGAUGGAUGCUUGCUUGUUUACGAGUACAUGGAUAACCGAAAUUUGCGUCACUUCUUAUACGAAGGUUCAUCCCAGCCACUUUCAUGGGGAAAAAGACUAAAUAUAAUGAUAGGAGUAGCACGAGCACUUGCUUUUAUGCAUUCGUCAAAAGAUCAAGUCAUACACCGUGAUGUGAAACCUUCUAAUAUAUUACUGGAUCAGGAUUUUAAUGCAAAACUAGGGGGUUUUGAGCUCGCAAGAGUUGGCCAUGAUAGUGAGACAACAGAUAUUACUACAUCUGUUGCUGGCACCUUUGGUUAUGUAGACCCAGAGUAUGCAAUAACCUGCCGCUUGAGUGCGGGGAGUGAUGUGUAUAGUUUUGGAGUUGUGUUGCUGGAAACCUUAACAGGCAAAGAUGCAUUGAACAAUAACAUAAAGGGAUACGGUGAUCAGGUGAGUUUGGUAGAAUGGGCAAGACUACUACUAGUGGACAGAAGCGAGUUAGAAAAAAUAAUGGAUCCAAGUCUUCAACAAAAUUACCCUAUAGAAGGUGCUUUCGAAUUCGCCACACUUGCAUUAAGAUGUGUAUCGAGUAAUCGUAAGGAUAGGCCUUCAAGUGAACAAGUUUUGCGGAGCUUGGAACAAAUAUAUGAUGAUAACAAACAAUUGAUAAAAGAUAUGAUGUAGUACUUGGAUUUGUGGUGUAUAAUGGAUGUAUACUAAACGAAAUUAGGUUUUGUUUGCCCGUGGGUUCCUAUUUAUUAUGGUAAAUUUCAUUUUUCUGCUUUUACUUUUCUUAUUUUGCACAAUGUAAUAAGUGUUUACAUCUCCAUUAUAAAUGCCAAGUUUCAACAGCC